Salvelinus namaycush (lake trout) is the source of this 1377-nucleotide messenger RNA. RefSeq names its product acetylcholinesterase collagenic tail peptide-like. The transcript has 12 exons. NCBI's taxonomy places the organism in Eukaryota, Metazoa, Chordata, Actinopteri, Salmoniformes, Salmonidae. The record is from RefSeq and is a predicted model, not a curated record. The coding region runs from base 1 to 1056 and encodes 351 amino acids.
AUGUACUCCAUGCUCAAACAGGUUGACUAUCCAGUGAUAGGAGGAGGAGGAGGAGGAGGAGGAGGAGAGGAGGAAGAGCAGAGGUAUAAACACCUGCCUGUGAUCCCUGGAUGUGAACCAGGACCCCAGGGGCCCAACGGACCCCCAGGACCAGAGGGUCCCAGUGGGAUGCCAGGAAUUAGAGGACCAAAGGGAGAACAGGGAGAGAUCGGACGACCAGGGUCAAAGGGUCGUACUGGUCCUCCUGGGUUACCAGGUAGACACGGACCAGCCGGAUGGCCCGGUCCAGAGGGACCCAACGGAGAGAUGGGAUCGAAGGGAGACCCGGGAAUUUCAGGCAAAAGAGGUCCCGCUGGCCGACCUGGGAAGACUGGAAAACAGGGUAAAAAGGGUCAGGGUGGAAUCCCAGGUCCUAUGGGUCCUACAGGUCCUGCUGGUCCCUCUGGUCAUCCUGGACCCCCUGGACUACCUGCCUCAGCCCUGUACCUGGUGGGGGAGAAGGGAGAAAAAGGUGUAGCAGGACAUCCAGGUCACUGUGACUGUAACACCUAUGGUGGUAACACCCCUCAGGGAGUCAACAGCCCCCCCUACGCCAGUUACACACAACGGGGCAACUAUCACAAAGUCCCUGCGAUCUUUGUAGUGGACAGUGAGGAGGAGUUAGACCGUCUCCACACGGUCAAUGCCAUCGCCUUCAGGAAGGACCAGAGAUCUCUCUACUUCAAAAACAAAGAUGGCUGGCAGCCCAUACAGCCGGUCCAGGCGUUCCAGUCGACAGAGAAGGUUCCGGAGAGGAUUGGUGUGUGUGGGGACGGACUGGUGCAGGCGCAGAACGGAGAGGAAUGUGACGACGGAAACAAGGUCAUCACGGACGCCUGUCUCAAUUGUAGGUGGGCGUACUGUGGAGAUGGCUAUCGUCAUGAGGGCCUGGAGGACUGUGAUGGAAAAGACUUUGGCUACCAGACCUGCACAUCAUAUCUCCCUGGGUCUUUUGGGAAUCUCAGGUGUACCGAGUCCUGUUCCAUUGAUUCUACUGGCUGCAAAUACUUCACCUGAGCCAAUGAGAAGAUGUUAUUGCAGUAUUACCAAUUGUGAUUGGUCCACCUUCAGCGAGCCUCUAUUUUGAUAGGUUUCUACUUCAGCUCUGUUCUGGAGUGUUCCAUAAAGGAGGGCACCUACCUCUUAUAUGACUGACUGUGUGCAAUUAUGAAAAACUAAAACAAACAAUGCAUUUUCCUGUAAGCUACUGUUGGGGGACAGCUACGGCUACGGGAGAUCCCUGUAUUCUGUCUGGAUGGUUUUGGCCGCAUGACUAGGGCUGUGUGACUGUUCUAGUGGCUCUACGCUGGUAUCUCUGGCUGUAGCUGUUAACGAAUG